This is a messenger RNA of Hansenula anomala, 819 nucleotides long. Its product is annotated as SUR7/PalI family protein. The transcript has a single exon. Bases 1 to 819 code for a protein of 272 amino acids. Gene Ontology annotation, cellular component: cell cortex of cell tip; plasma membrane. Gene Ontology annotation, biological process: fungal-type cell wall organization. The record is from RefSeq and is a predicted model, not a curated record. NCBI's taxonomy places the organism in Eukaryota, Fungi, Ascomycota, Saccharomycetes, Phaffomycetales, Wickerhamomycetaceae.
AUGGUUUCAUGUGGUAGAUUCUUUGUUGUGCUGAUACCGCUGAUUUUCUCAAUUGGUGCUCUUGUUUUGGGUGCUUUAGCCUGUGCUGGUUCAACAAAAAAUAUGAAUCCAGUCAACCAAAUCUACAUGUUUAGAUUGAAUGUCACAGAUAUCAAUCUUUCGUCUGUGUUUUCUGGGGUCUCCAUACAAGCAAGUGAUAUUGGUUUAAGUGAUAUUUAUUCAAUUGGUAUGUGGGGUUAUUGUAAAGGUGAUAAUGAUAAUGGUAAUUAUCAAGUGAAAAAUUGUUCAAGUCCAAAAGCUAUGUAUUUGUUCGAUCCUGUCAAGAUUUUAAGUGAAGAUUUGGAUUCAAACUUAAGUAUGAAUGAUUUGAAAUUGCCAGAUAAAAUUGAAAAUUACAUCAAGACUGCUAAAAUUGUCUCCAAAAUAAUCUUUCUCACUACAAUAAUUGGUGUUGUUGGAUCUUUUGUUACUGCUGUUUUAAUUCUAUUGUCAUUCUGCUCACAUGCUGUUUCAUGUAUCGCUACAAUCUUUGGAAUUAUUUCAUUCUUAGGGCUAGGUAUUGGUGCUGCUGCUUCAACAGGUGCUUAUUCAAUUGUGAAGAAAUAUUUCAAUGAUGCUACAAGUGAGUAUGGUAUCAGCGGUACUUUAAGUAAUUACAGAUUUUAUGGGUUGAUUUGGGCAGCUACAGUUGUUGCGUUGAUUGCUUGUUUCUUGAACUUUUUUGCUAUUUGUUGUGGUAGAACAGCUUCAAGAAGAACUAAAGUUGUUGAAGUUGAAAAAGAACCAUUUAUGGGUUACCAAGAAAGAAAUGUUGUUUAA